Messenger RNA from Spinacia oleracea (spinach), 3220 nucleotides. RefSeq names its product alpha-1,4 glucan phosphorylase L isozyme, chloroplastic/amyloplastic. Gene Ontology annotation, molecular function: glycogen phosphorylase activity; pyridoxal phosphate binding. Gene Ontology annotation, biological process: glycogen catabolic process. Gene Ontology annotation, cellular component: cytoplasm. The coding region runs from base 119 to 3034 and encodes 971 amino acids. NCBI's taxonomy places the organism in Eukaryota, Viridiplantae, Streptophyta, Magnoliopsida, Caryophyllales, Amaranthaceae. The transcript has 15 exons. The record is from RefSeq and is a predicted model, not a curated record.
AAAAAUAUUUUUUUUAUCUAUAUCUAUCUACCAGACACAUGAACGCACAUCACACCAGUGACAAGUGAGUGUGUAUCGGAGUCACUCAGAGUCAGAGAGAUUAUUCAAGAGAUCAACAAUGGCGACAUUGCCAUUAUCAUCAACAACACCUUCAACCGGAAGAACAGAGAAUUGUUUCUCUUCGUACUAUUCAUCGUCAAUUUCACGAGUUAUGGAAUUUGGGUUAAAAAACGGCUGUAAUUCCAAGCUGUUGUUUUCUUCUGUCAAUUAUAAACCUAUGAUUAUGAGAGGUUCAAGAAGGUGUAUCGUAAUUAGAAAUGUGUUCAGUGAAUCGAAGCCGAAAUCGGAGGAACCGAUCAUUGAACAAGAAACUCCAAGCAUUUUGAACCCGUUGAGUAACUUGAGUCCAGAUUCUGCUUCAAUUGCCUCAAGUAUUAAAUACCAUGCGGAGUUCACUCCGUUGUUUGCUCCAAAUGACUUUUCUCUUCCCAAGGCUUUCUUCGCCGCUGCACAGAGUGUUAGAGAUUCACUUAUUAUUAACUGGAAUGCUACUUAUGCCCAUUAUGAGAAGAUGAACAUGAAGCAAGCUUAUUAUUUGUCCAUGGAAUUUCUCCAGGGUAGAGCACUGUUGAAUGCGAUUGGGAAUUUGGAACUAACCGAUGCUUAUGGAGAUGCUUUGAAAAAGCUUGGACACAAUCUGGAAGCUGUAGCUUGUCAGGAACGAGAUGCUGCACUUGGAAAUGGGGGUCUCGGGAGGCUCGCUUCGUGCUUUCUUGACUCUCUCGCUACAUUGAAUUAUCCUGCAUGGGGUUAUGGACUAAGAUACAAGUAUGGGUUAUUCAAGCAAAUGAUUACCAAGGAUGGUCAAGAAGAAGUUGCUGAGAAUUGGCUUGAGAUUGCUAAUCCAUGGGAACUUGUGAGAAAUGAUGUUUCCUAUUCAAUAAAAUUUUAUGGAAAGGUGGUUUCUGGAUCGGAUGGCAGAAGUCAUUGGACUGGGGGAGAGGAUAUCAGGGCUGUUGCCUAUGAUGUUCCUAUUCCUGGGUAUCAAACUAAAACCACUAUUAAUCUUCGAUUGUGGUGUACUACUGUAUCAUCUGAAGACUUUGACUUAUCUGCUUUUAAUGCGGGGGAACACGCCAAAGCAAAUGAGGCUCGUGCGAAUGCGGAAAAGAUCUGUAGCGUACUAUACCCCGGGGAUGAAUCUAUGGAAGGAAAGAUCCUCCGUCUGAAGCAACAAUACACCCUAUGUUCGGCUUCUUUGCAAGACAUCAUUUCACAAUUUGAAAGGAGAUCAGGGGAACAUGUAAAUUGGGAAGAAUUUCCAGAGAAGGUGGCUGUGCAGAUGAAUGACACUCAUCCAACAUUGUGUAUACCAGAACUGAUGAGGAUACUAAUAGAUGUAAAAGGACUUGCCUGGAAGGAAGCUUGGAAUAUAACCCAAAGAACUGUUGCGUAUACAAAUCAUACUGUUUUGCCGGAGGCAUUGGAGAAAUGGAGUUUUGAACUUAUGCAAUCCUUGCUUCCUCGACAUGUUGAGAUUAUAGAGAAAAUAGACGAGGAGCUAGUUGAUACCAUCGUUUCUGAGUAUGGUACUGAUGACCCCAAAUUGCUGAUGGGAAAACUGAAUGAGUUGAGAAUACUGGAGAAUUUUCAUCUUCCCAGUUCGGUUGCCAGUAUAAUCAAGGAUAAAAUUACCUGUCAAGUCGACGAGGAUAAAAAAAUUGAAAUUUCUGAUGAAGUAGAUGGACUAGUUGUUGUAGAGGAAAGUGAAGAAGGUGAUAUAGAGAAACAGGCAGUGGAAGAGCCAGUUCCAAAACCAGCAAAGUUGGUUCGGAUGGCUAACCUUUGCAUAGUUGGGGGUCAUGCAGUAAAUGGGGUUGCCGAGAUUCAUAGCCAAAUCGUGAAGGAACAAGUUUUCCGUGACUUCUUCGAGUUGUGGCCAGAGAAAUUUCAGAACAAAACAAAUGGGGUGACUCCAAGAAGAUGGAUCCGGUUUUGCAAUCCAGAACUAAGCAGUAUCUUAACAAAAUGGAUUGGGUCUGACGACUGGGUUCUUAACACCGAAAAACUUGCAGAACUGCGAAAGUUUGCAGAUAAUAAAGAUCUUCACACUGAAUGGAUGGAAGCAAAACGGAACAACAAACAGAAGGUUGUUUCGUUAAUCAAAGAGAGAACAGGUUACACGGUCAGCCCAGAUGCAAUGUUUGAUAUUCAGAUCAAGCGUAUUCAUGAAUACAAGCGGCAACUUAUGAACAUAUUGGGAAUUGUAUACCGCUACAAAAAAAUGAAAGAAAUGAGUGCUGCAGAGAGGAAGGAAAAAUAUGUUCCAAGAGUUUGUAUAUUCGGAGGAAAAGCUUUUGCCACAUAUGUGCAGGCUAAAAGAAUAGUGAAAUUUAUCACUGAUGUAGGAGCUACAAUUAAUCACGAUCCUGAAAUUGGUGAUCUACUGAAGGUUGUGUUCAUCCCCGAUUACAAUGUUAGUGUGGCUGAGUUAUUGAUCCCUGCAAGUGAACUUUCACAGCAUAUAAGCACUGCUGGGAUGGAGGCAAGUGGAACAAGCAAUAUGAAGUUUUCAAUGAAUGGAUGUAUCUUAAUUGGGACCCUAGAUGGUGCCAAUGUUGAGAUUAGAGAAGAAGUCGGAGAAGAUAACUUCUUUCUGUUUGGCGCUCGAGCACAUGAUAUUGCUGGCUUAAGGAAGGAAAGAGCUGAGGGCAAGUAUGUGCCGGACCCAUGUUUUGAAGAAGUAAAGGAGUAUGUUAGAAGUGGUGUCUUUGGUUCAAACAGUUAUGAUGAACUGUUAGGGUCUUUAGAGGGAAAUGAAGGAUUUGGACGUGCUGAUUAUUUCCUUGUGGGCAAAGACUUCCCUAGUUAUGUAGAAUGCCAAGAACAAGUUGACCAAGCAUAUAGAGAUCAACAGAAAUGGACAAGAAUGUCAAUCCUAAAUACAGCUGGUUCAUUCAAGUUUAGCAGCGACCGAACGAUUCAUCAAUAUGCUAAGGAUAUAUGGAAUAUCCAUCCAGUAAAUCUGCCAUGAAAUUGAAAACAACUGGAUGGCUCGCCAGAGUAACCAUCAUGCUAGAACUCUUAAAACGCCUCUCUCUAUAUUUUUUUUAAUGAAUAAUUUUGGUCAUCAAUAAUAUGCCACGUGGAAGUUUGGCAUAGGAUGUGUACAAAAUAAAUUGAUUGCAUUUUCAUGUUUAAUUUAUUUUUAUUUUCUUUU